GCUUGGCCUAAGAUGGUUGCCUUUCGCUGGGAAUUUUACUUGGGUGUGGUCUUGGUUUUGGGUCUUGGUCUGGCACACUGCUUUCUGGUCUUUCCACGUCAGGGAUCCUUUGGUUUACUGGCUGCCGUGGCCAUUCCUUUGGAACUGGGGCCCAAAAAUGUCUACAUGGCCUUCAACUUUGAGUCCAACUAUGCUUUGCCAUCCAAUGAUUCCUAUAAUCAGUGGAUUGAUAGGUGGGACUUGGAUGAUCACUUUAUGGGCGUUGGCGGUAAUGUCACACCUAUAAAUGCCCGUCAGGAUGGAGGAGAGUUUCCAGAGGACGAGGACAAUGAGGUGAAGCGUCGCUCGGUGGGAUCUCCACCUCUCUUUCGACGCCACGACUUCUAUCGCAGUGUUAUUAACUUCCUGACCCAUUAUGGAUUCAAUGGAUCUGCCUGCCUGCUGCGAACUAUUUGCGAGGUCAGCGAAUCGCCUCUGGAUGCCCAAAACGGACUGGUUGGCAGCCUGUUUCAGAUUCUAUUCAUGCCGACGGCGAGUGCCGCGGAGCGGGAACUGCAGCACGUGGAUGGCCUUUACGAGGCCUCCGAUGCGGGCACGCAUGGCCCGGGCUGCUCCGAUUACGUGGCCCACUGCCAACACAGUGCUCUGGACCUGAUAAGCAUUGUGUUCUGAAUAAUUAUGAUGCGGAAAAUUUAAAUCUCUAACUGAGCCAAAAUCUGUCCUUAGUCCUGCUUCUUUAAGUACAACGUUCAAGUAAUUUGUUGGAAUUUUAUAUAUAUCACAAAUUAAAUGCAUUACACCGCUUAAAUGUCUUAAAAAACUUUUAAAUAAGUUUUACGUAUUCUAUUCUUUAAAAUGCUAAGUGGUUCUUAAAGGUUUUUGUAAAAACGUACAAAACUGUGGGAAAAAAGAAAUUAAACACAAAAAAAUGUAAUUGCUUUGAUUAAUA
Molecule: messenger RNA, 949 nt
Organism: Drosophila gunungcola (fruit fly)
Lineage: Eukaryota; Metazoa; Arthropoda; Insecta; Diptera; Drosophilidae
Exons: 4
Coding region: 13-672 (219 amino acids)
Source: RefSeq, a predicted model, not a curated record